Molecule: messenger RNA, 1672 nt
Organism: Monomorium pharaonis (pharaoh ant)
Lineage: Eukaryota; Metazoa; Arthropoda; Insecta; Hymenoptera; Formicidae
Exons: 4
Coding region: 1157-1567 (136 amino acids)
Source: RefSeq, a predicted model, not a curated record
CACCGACAAAUCACUACUGUUAGCUUAAAAACACCAUUUUGUUUUUUGUUUCAGAUUGAUCGUUUAGACGGGACAGUGGUCACCGCGAAAUGCGUUUUUCCAAACCUCGAUGUGUGUCGACGGCCAUAUUUCUGCUUUCCGUCGCCAUUGUUUAAUAAAAAAAUUUUUUUAUAUUGUUGAAACAUAAGUCUCAAUAAUCACACAAAAUUUCAUUUAAUUCUCACUACCCGUUUAGCAGGAAUAAAAUAUCAAAGUUAGGUCUGUUUUUCGAUCGUCUAGGUUGGUGUAACCCCUUAAGCCGGAAUCAUCGCAUGUGCAUGCAUUGCAAAUUUAUAUAAUUAAUCUCAAAGAAAUCAAUAAAAUAUUAUCUAAAUUAAUGAAAUUAACGCUGGUGGCUUUGCCACUUCCCGGUUUAUGCCACCGUCGUCUCGUAUACUUGAUACGUGAGUAUGACGUAUCCGGGCAUUAGUUCGUUCAGCAAAACUGUAAUAAAUACAGAAUAAUAUAUAUUUUGCCACUCUAUACGUAAAUAAAACGUAAUUGCGCUCGGUAUGGACAUUAUGAUCUGUUGAUCCUCGCGUCGGCGGUAUCGCUCUCGUUGAUCCAUUGCUCGACCACGGGGAACAUAACCCCACCUGUCAAAUUGACUGAGGGCGGGUUGCCUGGUUCGUAGGCGCUCGGCUCUCGUUCGCUCGCUUAAUCGGCGUAUCUUUCGCCGGUGCUCGGGACUAAGUGGUUCUAUCCGCUAUUUAAAUGAAAAUUAUUAUUUUUAUCGGUAGUUUGCUUUCAACUAUCGGUUUAACUUUAAGUAAGAACAUUUUUAUUAACGAUACAUAUCUUUAAAGGUUAUCUAUUUAAUAUUACAAACAAAUAAAGUAUUUGUGCUAUCUUUCGCAACAUAAUCGUAGAAUAACGUAAAAUAUGUUUCCUUGGGCUAACAUGAGUAUCUUAUUAUUAUCAAAACACGUAUAUAUUUGUAUUAUUAUUAACUUAAAAUUACGCGCGGCAUUUUUACUCUCAUGCAUAUUCAUUCGCGUCGCGUUUCGCGGAAUCGGCCUCGUUUCGAGUCGCUCGCGGUCGCGGUUCGUUUUUCCUGCCGGUCGCGUUACAUAAAUACACUUAACUCUAUAGUUCGACAAAUUGCGAUCCCUGAGGCAUGCUAUCUUCUUCAUCGGACGGGUCAUCGGCGAUGGUGGGUGGCUCGGUGACUGUGACUUUGUAUGUCAGCGCGUCCUUCGGCUCGCUCGGCGAUGUCGACGUCCGCUGUCGGUGGUCGGGUGACUCAUCUGAAGUGCUUGCUUUUGCGGUUCAAUUUCUUUGUUAUUUGGAUUGGCCGCUGACUGACAAUCUACUGCUGGUUCUACGCUGUAGAAGUUUACGUGACAGAGGUGCUUGCUUUUGCGGUUCAAUUUCUAUGUUAUUUGGAUUGGCCGCUGACUAUUUGACAAUCCACUGCUGGUUCUACGCUGUAGAAGUUUACGUGACAGGCAAAGCUCGCAUGGUGUACAGUGUCAGUAUUGCUUGGGAAGAGCCUACAGGAGGACAGUACCUAAAAGAUAUAACCUAAUUUAAAUUAAAUUGUAUUCGCGACACAUCGGGCCAUAUUCGCUAUAAACAAGUUUUGCCAAGUAUUAUAUUCACGUUAUAAUAAAAACAAAUUUAUAAUGUAAAA